AUGGUGAAACAGAUCAAUAACAAGUCUUCUUUUCAGGAUGCCUUGGAAGCUGCAGGUGAUAAACUUGUCAUAGUCGACUUCUCAGCCAUGUGGUGUGGGCCUUGCAAAAUGAUCAAGCCAUUCUUUCAUUCCCUCUCUGAAAAAUAUUCCAGUAUGGUGUUCCCUGAAGUAGAUGUGGAUGAAUGUCAAGAUGUUGCUUCAGAGUGUGCAGUCAAACGUAUGCCAACCUUCCAUUUUUUAAAAAAGGGACAAAAGGGCCGGGCUCGUGAAUUUCCUGGAGCUAAUAAGGACAAGCUUGAAGUGACCAUUAAUUAA
Molecule: messenger RNA, 315 nt
Organism: Carlito syrichta (Philippine tarsier)
Lineage: Eukaryota; Metazoa; Chordata; Mammalia; Primates; Tarsiidae
Product: thioredoxin-like
Exons: 2
Coding region: 1-315 (104 amino acids)
Molecular function (GO): protein-disulfide reductase activity
Source: RefSeq, a predicted model, not a curated record